AUGAGAUUCUUCGUUAUUUUCGCUGCUUUCUUCGCUGUCGCUUCAGCUUUCUUGUUCCCAUCGGGAGGAGGCGGUGGAUGUGGAUGGUUAGUUUGUUUCUGACGUGCUUUUUUUCAAAAACAGCUUAUCGUAUCUACAGAAUCAUUGAACUGUUUUUUAAAAAUAUAUACUUUUUGCAGCGCUCCACCACCCCCACCACCACCACCAUGUGGAUGCGGAGCUGGACUUCCACCCCCACCACCCCCACCAGCUGCCUACGUUGCACCCCCACCAGCCCCAAUCGGAGGAUACGCCGUCGCUGGACGCAAAUAA
Messenger RNA from Caenorhabditis angaria, 312 nucleotides. The record is from the annotation of a GenBank genome assembly. Lineage: Eukaryota; Metazoa; Nematoda; Chromadorea; Rhabditida; Rhabditidae.